CUUGUUCUCCAAAAAAGCAAUCAUAACCAAUAAAACCUGAGACAUCGUUUCUCAUUGUUUAAGCCAAAAUAAUUUUUUUUAAAGUAAAAAAGUAAAGAAAAUGAGAGCCUCAAGAAGACUCUUAUGGAAACUGUCUGUCAUUGUUUUGUUGGCACUCUAUUCUCAACCAUCCUUCUCGGAGGUAGAAAACUGCCCUGCCGACGCUGGUUCAUCUGAUACUGGGAACAGACGCGAAGCCGCCGAGCUAAAACCACCAGACCUUAGGGCUGAUGGUGUCGACACCGACCCCACCCCCAAAGGUCCUGAAAUGAAUUGGCCCGGAAAAUGGGAGUUGUUUCUGAAGAACUCUGGCGUAUCCGCUAUGCACGCCAUUCUUAUGCCAAAGAUCAACAAAGUCCAGUUUUAUGAUGCAACCAUUUGGAGAAUUUCAAAGAUCAAGCUCCCUCCUGGUGUACCUUGCCAUGUUUAUGACACAAAGACAAAUGCCAUUGAUUGUUGGGCUCACUCCGUUCUCGUCGAUAUCGAAACCGGAAACAUCAGGCCUCUCGCGCUUUCAACGGACACAUGGUGUUCCUCAGGAGGCUUAACCAUAAACGGGACAUUGGUAAGCACAGGAGGGUUCCAAGGAGGAGGAAACACGGCCAGAUACCUUUCCACCUGCGAAAACUGCGGUUGGGUGGAGUACCCAACCGCAUUAGCUGCAAGGAGAUGGUACUCAACACAAGCCACUCUCCCUGAUGGCAGUUUUAUCGUUGUUGGAGGCCGAGACGCUCUCAACUACGAGUACAUCAAUCAAGAAGGGGUUGACAACAAGAAACUCUACGACUCGCAGCUUCUUAGAGAAACCGAUGAUCCAGCAGAAAACAAUCUAUACCCAUUCGUCUGGCUCAACACCGAUGGUAACCUCUUCAUGUUCGCCAACAACCGUUCCAUCCUUCUUAACCCGAAAACAAAUAGAGUCAUCAGAGAGUUCCCUCAGCUCCCUGGUGGUGCCCGUAACUACCCUGGCUCCGCCUCCUCGGCUCUUCUCCCCAUCCGCCUCGAUGUCCAAAACCCUGCCGUCAUCCCUGCUGAUGUCCUCAUCUGUGGUGGUGCAAGACAAGACGCAUUCUACCGUGCUGAAACCAAGAAGAUCUACGAACCGGCCUUGAAAGACUGCCAAAGAAUCAGCAUCAACAGCAAGAACCCUGUAUGGAUCACAGAGGCGAUGCCAAUGCCGCGUGUCAUGAGCGACGCUGUCCUCCUCCCCAACGGUGAAGUCAUAAUCAUUAACGGUGUAAGACGUGGAACCUCGGGAUGGGGUAACGGCAGAGAUCCACUUUUCUCCCCGAUCAUAUACGCGCCAGACAAACCGUUAGGCCAACGUUUCAAAGAGCUCGCGCCUUCCCCUAUUGCUCGCGUGUACCACUCCAUCGCACUCGCUCUCCCCGACGGUAAAGUUCUUGUAGGUGGAAGCAACACUAACGACGGUUACAAGUUCGAUGUUAUGUUCCCAACCGAGGUCCGCCUCCAGAAAUACUCGCCGCCUUACCUUGACCCGGCUCUCGCCGACUUGAGACCAAGUAUUGUGACCACCGCUACACCGAAACAGAUCAGGUACGGAGAGAGGUUUAACAUAAGGAUCCACCUCAACCAAAAAGAUGUGACGAAGGAGAAUAUUAAAGUAACAAUGUCGGCACCACCGUUUACUACACAUGCUGUGUCGAUGAACAUGAGGUUGCUCAUCUUGGGUAUCUUUGAUAUCAAGAGAGAGGUUCGCGACCUUCAUCAGAUCCAUGCCAUUGCUCCUCCGAGUGGAAAGGUUGCUCCUCCUGGCUAUUAUCUUCUCUUUGUUGUCUACAAUGGUGUGCCGAGCGUUGGAGAAUGGAUCCAAAUCGUCUGAUUUUAGUUUUCCUAUAAGGAUAAUAAUAACGACCAUAUUUUUGAUACGAACCCCUCACCCAUAAUUUAUGUAAAAUAAAACCAUCUUUUUGCUUAUUGUGAAUAAUACAUUUUUGACACUUUUAAAUUAUUAAUGUACGUUUUUCUGAUUGAAAUAAGAGAAUUGAGAAAAACGUUGCCAUGUAUAUGGGAAAUAAUUUGUAGAAAGUAGUUACCUCACAUUUUAUACUAUUUUGUAAUAAAUUGUUACGAUGUUUUUGAUUGAAUGUAUUUAUGAAAAGUGAUAUUCAAUUUAGCGUAUUUCAAGUAAUUUUUUAAAAUAUUAAUUAGUCGUAUGAAUUUUAUUACCCAACUUUUGAUUACGUUUAUUUGAUCCAACAACUAUACAUAUGGAAGAAUUAUAAAAGCUCAUCAUAUCUAUAUACUAUAUUAAAAAGAUUAUAUAAUCAACAGGGAGAGUGUCCACGUCGACAUAUAAAUUCAACCAAUGUGGUGUGUUUGUUUGUCCACCUCAGUUACGUUUUGGGCUUUUGAGUUCUGAGAUUAGCUGGGCCUUAAGCGUCGUUUUGAUACUAGGUUUGAACUUGCUUUCAUCUCCGACGGAACCUGAGUUCUGAGAACGUGUUUCAUCUUCUUCCUUAGAAUUCGAAAAGCUACCAGUAAGUCCUUAUUAAAUCCAUCACCGACGAUCUACGAUCUUCCCUCAUGCAAGGAGGUGGAACUGCGACUAUAAAAAUUGAUUGGAGAGCAGUUUCAUUUAACUUCGAUAUAUGACAGUGACAAUGAUUGCGGCUGUAUCAACAUCGAUGAAGGAGUUCCCGUGAUCGGAAUGGAGUACAAACUGUCUCAGGUGUUGCAGUUCUCUUGGUCAUCAUUGAAAAAGUCAAGUAUAAAUAAACAUUGAUAAAGAAAUAAGCUUUCCAUCGACUAUCAAAUUAUUUUUUUCAGGAAUACUUUACUGACCUGAAGGCGUUGAAGCCAAACUAUGGCAGGUACCAGAGACGCUUCCAGAAUAAGCACUCUCUAAGAUGAGCACACCACCAAAGAGUGAAUCACCAAUCAUCACACCUGACGAACUAACUGAAGCUGAUGGGUUCGUCUUUGGAUUCCCAACAAGGUACGGCAUGAUGGCUGCUCAGCUCAAAGUCUUCUUGGACACUACCGGUGGACUCCGGAGAACUCAGUCACUUGCUGGUAAACCAGCUGGAUCUUCUACAGCAGUGGCUCUCAAGGUGGUAGCCAAGAAACCACUGCGUAAGUUCCCAUGAAACCAUGAGAGUCGUGAGCCGUAGUUUGUCAAUAAUAAAGUAGAUGUUUUUUUCUCAAGUCAUGUUCACGCAUACGUGAGGUCAGUAAGUACACAAAACUUUAGCUCAUUAUGUCUCCGUUUAAACUAUAGAUUAUGAUAAUUUUUUGAGCUUCUGUGAAA
Brassica napus (rape) is the source of this 3310-nucleotide messenger RNA. RefSeq names its product aldehyde oxidase GLOX1-like. NCBI's taxonomy places the organism in Eukaryota, Viridiplantae, Streptophyta, Magnoliopsida, Brassicales, Brassicaceae. The transcript has 5 exons. The record is from RefSeq and is a predicted model, not a curated record. Bases 101 to 1882 code for a protein of 593 amino acids.